Messenger RNA from Lentinula edodes (shiitake mushroom), 453 nucleotides. RefSeq lists its product as uncharacterized. The transcript has a single exon. The annotation marks the transcript as partial. Lineage: Eukaryota; Fungi; Basidiomycota; Agaricomycetes; Agaricales; Omphalotaceae. The record is from RefSeq and is a predicted model, not a curated record.
AGAAAUUUCAAAAAUAGUAUAUACCUCUGCAUGACAGUCAACUUCGGCCCUUCUACCUGGACACACAUUCAUACAGAUGCAAAAAAUGACGUCCGGAUUCCCUGCGCUAUAACUACCGGCGGAAAGUAUGACUACAAACAGAGCGGACACCUCAUCCUUUGGGACUUUAAACUUAUUUUAGAAUUUCCUCCAGGUGCUACGAUACUUCUGCCUUCGGCGCUGAUUCGCCACUCCAAUCUCCCAUUAGCAGACGGGGAAACGCGGGUCUCAGUCACCCAGUACACUGCAGGUGGCAUCCGUCGUUGGCUGGAGUAUGGUGGAAGAACAGAGGACGAAUUUCGUACCCAAGACCCCCAAGGAUUUGCACACACUUGGGCAAAACAUCGCGAGGGUUGGACACAAGGCUUAAAUCUUUUUAGUACCUUAGACAAGCUGAAGUCCUGUACAUUCUAA